UUUUGUUUCCGUUUAUUCUAUUUCCGUUUUAAAAGUUUUCUACACGCUCGGUUAAAGUGUGAUUUGGCGGAGAUUUGUUAAAGUUACGAAGCGGAAGGCGUUUUUAGGAUAUUUUCAGCGUUGUUUAGCAGGCGGGGAUCGAUGGUUGUGUAAUGGGCUGCCUCGCCCCGCGCUGCUAUAUUCUAGCUAACUUGGUCCACUGUAGGCCCGCUUCACUGCAGCCACACGUGUAGCCUGCUGCGUAAAUAAUAGUUUUGUGUGCUUGUACAGCAUGCUUUUCAGACGUUUAGCCAUGUUUAGUCACCGUUUUCUGUCACUAAUGGCCUACCAGUUGGCCUUUAGACGCCACAGCCUCGCCCUCGAGUUGGCUAACGUUAGCAGUCAGUGAACUGUCCCAGACGGCCAAUGAGGAGUCGAGGCUCAGAGGCCUUUAUAGUAGAAAACCCCUCACUGCUCUGUCUGUUUACAUCAUGGAUACUUGGGACAGUUUGAAAUCUGUUUAAAUAUAUUCUUCUUAUUGCAGUUUGUUGGUGACAGCAAUUUUUAUGUAAAGUUUUCAAUGUUUUUGUGCCACUGACCAUUCUGUUUGUAGAAUAAUAAAUCAAAAAGUCAAUGUUGUGAAAUUAUGCUUUUGAGCUCUAUUUUUUUCUUAACUUUAUUUAAUUUUUAUGGCCACAUUAAAAAGAAUAGCGUUCCCGCUGUCUCUUUUACUUAAUUACAUGUUUAACCGAAAAAUUUAAAAAUAUUUUUCCAAGCAAAAAUGUCAUGUUUCUAGGGUCUUGUGACAGUUUUCUCUUGGCUGUCAGAACACACAGAAUGGCUAAAAGUGAGCCAGAAGACAUGAUUGAGAUUGAGAUUGAUGAACGGGAGAAACAGGCAUGCCUGGAGGAAGGUGUGGAGGAGCAGACCAUCACUGCAUCAGAUUUGAUCCAACAAGACAUCGACAUCAAUGAACCAAUUGGCAAUCUGAAGAAGCUUUUGGAGCCUCGCAUUCAAAUCCCUUUAGAUGCAUAUGAGAUCUGCUUGCAGGACAUUCAGCUCCAUCCUGAUCACAGCCUUUUCGAUCAGGGAGUGAAGACAGAUGGAACGGUGCAGCUCAGCCUGCAGAUCAUAGCCAAACCAGGAGAGGAGAAGCUGAACAUUUUGGAAAUUGUGAAGCCAGUAGAAACGGUAGAAGUGGUGAUUGAUCCAGAUGCAGCAGGGGAGGAGGGAGCUCUGAUAGACGAGGGACAGCUCAUUGCUGUAGAACGAUCUGCUCUGUCUGAUGAAACCUCAGAGCAGGUCACACGAUGGGCUGCAGCACUGGAAGGCUACCGCAAAGAGCAGGUCCGCCUGGGAAUACCUUACGACCCUAUGCUGUGGUCAGCUGAUCAGGUGAUCCACUGGGCUGUGUGGGUCAUGAAGGAGUUUAGCAUUGAUGAAAUGGAAAUAGGCAGCAUUCACAUCCCAGGUCAAGAGCUCUGCGCUUUCAACCAAGAGGAGUUCCUUCAGAAAGUGCACAAUGGAGAGAUUCUCUGGAGUCACUUGGAACUGCUGCGCAAAUAUGUGUUGGCCAGCCAAGACCAGUCUGGAGGGGAUGCUACUGUCACUAUUGAUCAACCCGUGCAGAUAAUCCCGGCUCAAGUGAGCUCAUCCACAGCUAUAAAGGUGUUGAAGCAGAGCCGUGGCCCCAGAAUGCCUCGUAUUUCAGGAGAAGAACGCAGCUCACCUGGCAACCGCACAGGUAACAACGGUCAGAUCCAGUUGUGGCAGUUCCUGCUAGAGCUGCUGACAGACAAGGAUGCAAGAGACUGUAUAUCCUGGGUGGGUGAAGAGGGAGAGUUCAAACUCAACCAGCCUGAGCUCGUGGCACAAAAGUGGGGCCUGCGCAAGAACAAACCGACUAUGAACUACGAGAAGCUCAGUCGAGCCCUCAGGUAUUACUACGACGGGGACAUGAUAAGCAAGGUGCAGGGCAAGCGCUUCGUCUACAAGUUUGUGUGCGACCUGAGGACUCUGAUCGGCUACAGUGCUGCCGAGCUCAACAGCCUGGUGACCGAGUGCGAGCAGAAGAAACUGGCUCGCAUGCAGAUGCACGGCAUCGGGCAGCCCAUCACUACAGUGACCCUGGCCACCACAACACUAGACAAGGACAGCUGAAGGAGGCCGCUUUGCAGAGCCCUCCACCGCUGACUGGAAACCAUGUGUCCAUCAGACACAGAAAUGCAAGCCUGAUCCCUGAUCAGUGUGGAUUAACAACUUUGUUAUUGUCUUUACAGUUCGAUUCAAGUUAGACUGAAGCAGGUAAAGUUUUUUAGCUUUUCUUUAAUGCUAACCAAGAGAAGCGUGUUCAGGAUGAGGGAGAAUGUGUGAUUGUUGUGUGCAUGUGAUGGAGUGAAUGAGUGCGACUGACAACCCAAUUCAGAGCUUUGUGUUGUGUGUUCCUCGUCUGUAGUUUUGGAUCAUUUCCACUGUAUAUACUGGUACUUCAUGUUUUUGAUAGCCACAAGGGCAAGCGUAUUUUCAUAUUUUCCAUUUAUAGAACCUGUUUUGUAUUUUAUUUAGUGUUUGCUCCCUAAACUGUUGGACCUUUUUUGUCCACUAGGGGGAAUAAAGUUGCAAGCAUAUUUCUUAA
Molecule: messenger RNA, 2614 nt
Organism: Amphiprion ocellaris (clown anemonefish)
Lineage: Eukaryota; Metazoa; Chordata; Actinopteri; Pomacentridae
Gene: gabpa
Product: GA binding protein transcription factor subunit alpha
Exons: 10
Coding region: 766-2139 (457 amino acids)
Biological process (GO): cell differentiation; regulation of transcription by RNA polymerase II
Cellular component (GO): nucleus
Molecular function (GO): DNA-binding transcription factor activity, RNA polymerase II-specific; sequence-specific DNA binding
Source: RefSeq, a predicted model, not a curated record